CAGAAGCAGCAGGGCGGCGGGGUGGUGCGCGUGGACCAGGCGUCGCCCGCGUCCAGCUUCCGCGAGCUCGACGACGCCUUCCUUCAGAUAGCCCUUGGAGGUGGCCUUAUGAGAAGCUCAGAACGAUGACAAGAGGAUUUGUGCAGCGGCACCAUUGCCGCUCAUGUUUGCAUGGAUAACAGAGCUUUCAACAAGACAAGAAGAGCAUGGUGGUAUCUUUCGAAGAAAUUACUGAGGAAGCAGCUGUGCCUGUGUCGGUGCAGCAGUUCUGUAUUGCAUUUCGCUUUCCUUUUGGUUGCGAAACUAGUAGUUAGAUUCUGUUUAGAUAGAUCCCCCCCUCCCGGCCUCCCCCCAUUUUACAAGGAUACACGAGCCUCUUGCGUAUUUAAAAAUAAGUAUGAGAAACUUGAAUUUAUCCAAGGGGGAAAACAAGAGUACUUACCUACUGACAAGAGAGAAUUUAGUUUGGUGUCAUACUGUCAUGGUUGUUCAGGAUUCUUUCAACUAUUACUUGGCCAAAGGGGAUACUACAAGCUUUUAAUUUGUGCUGCCCUAAAUUUGCCUGGUAUUUUGGAGGGUAUAGGCUAUUUUGUGCUUGAGUUUCACGGCCUCCUAAGUUUUUUCAGAGCCACAGAGGUGAAAAUAGUACUAUAAAAGCUAUAGCUGAGUGGGAUUGGCAAUUAGCUGGUAUGUGACGUUGAAGUAUCUUUUGAUAGAUUUAUUAUGUUACCAACUUACCACUCUUAGCAGCUGUUGAUUACCGGUGGCUGGUGGUAUAGUGUUCAGUAGUACCUCUGAACCGCAAUAUGUAUCAUGAGAAUAGCCUUGAUGUAUCUCCCUUAGUAGCUGCCGGCUGCUUGCAGGACGGCAGUGUAACUUUGAACUUUUUUUCUUUCUCUUAAUGCAAUGAUACACAAGUCUUUUGCAUAUUCCCCCCAAAAAAAUCUUAGUAGCUGUUACUCAUUCCAUUAAAUAUUAAAAAUGGCCAAUGCUGGAAUCGUUUUACAUAAUGUUGUUAACUUAAGCCUUGUGUGUUCAACACAAUUUGCACAAAGAUUAAAUUACUGUUCUUCAAUAUUUGUCUUGCGAAGAAAUUACACAAAGAUAAUCAAGGACAUGAAGGCAUGUUACUAUGGACUACUGUAGCUACUGCAAUACUUUGGGACGUCAGACGCAAACAAAAAUCUGGCUUGGUGAAGUUCUCCAUCUUAGGUUUGAUGAAGACGCUAUAGUUGCAGACCUUCUUGCUGACGGAGAACUACUGUUUCAAGUUUCCAAAGUAGUAUGGAAAAGGCUGCUGAGAAUGAACAAAGAACAAAUGAAGCAAUCCAAGGUGUAUAUUUAUGAGAGAACAUCGUCUGGUAAGAGCAAUGGGAAAUACAUGCCCUAUCCAAAAGUUGACUCGUUUUUGAAGAUAUGUCAAAUUCUUGGGUUAGCUGGAAUUGAUUUGUUUACCCCUUCUGAUGUGGUCGAGAAAAGAAAUGUUCGGAAGGUUUGUAUGUGCAUACGCUUGCUAUCUAAGAAGGCUCGGAUGAUGCGCUUGAGUGUGCCUGAUUUUGAUGUCGUUACUCAUACAAUAGCCAUGCCCAAUUAUAUUGUUGGAGGCAUCCGUAGAAGUCUGGAGCAACCACAAUGUAGUUCAUCUGGUUCUAGUGGUUACAGUCCGCGUGCCAACUCUAAAGCGUUACAUCAACAGAGGGUUUUUGGUGAACAAAAUGAUCAACAAUGUGACACACAUUAUGAUUCUGAUGAAGCAGAAAGUAAACUCUCUGCAUUAGAACCUGAGGACUCGGUUAGUGAAUACAAUAUUUCGGCACUUUUGAAAUCAGGAAACGUACCUAAAGAAGAAAGGGAAGGCUAUAGCGAUAGCGGGCAUGAUAUGCAUGAAGAGAAGUUAUUGUCUGAAUCAGUUGGAUCAAUCGACUUCGACAAUGUGGACUCUGAUUCUGUGGGUUCAACUCCUUCAAUUCGCAAGAAUGAAUCAUAUUGCUGUAUUGAAUCUCCAACUGACCAGUGUUCAAGAACAAGAACAAUUAGGUGUUCAUUAAGCUCAGAAGAGUCAGAUUCCAUAAGCAGUCGUUUGGAAGUUGACAGCAGCAAGGAUAAUUUCACAGUUGCUAAAAGGAUUCAUGGUGAACAUGCCGAGCCUGUUCAAGGGAAUGGCAAAAGAUCCGCUAAUCAUCCAGAAAAAGAAAUUGAUGCCCUCCAAAAGGUCACCUUUGAUCAACAAUGCGAUCUUCUUGCCUGUGAUGGGGAGUCUGUAUGUUCCAAUUGCGAUGAACCAUACUUACAUUCGACCCCAAGAGAUAAUACAGGUGUCAAGUUGCCAGCAGUAUCUGAAGAUGACGGUGCAUGUCGAGGACUGGAGCCUGAAUUCAGCUAUGGGAAUGAAACGGACAUUUCCCAAAAGGAAGAUAAACAGGUGGAAUCAGAAUAUAUAGCUGAAAAUGACAACUCUGCACAAAGGAAUGAGAAUGAUGUUCCCAAAUCAGGGAAAGGGGUGCUGAAGUCUGUUGCUGGAGGAAUUACGCUUGUUGGCGCGGUGUUCUUCAUAGUUCAUCUCAGGAGGAGCAAGGACAGAAGCCUUACAGGUGUUAUACCUCCAGUCUCUGAAAAAUCAGUUCAGGGCAACUCAAGGGCAAAUAACGUAGAGAAAACAAAGGCUGGCACCGUGUAUCCUGGGGAAUGGCUAAAGGUUUAAUCAAUAAUAGAUGGACAUGACACCGUGCCACCUAAGCGUGCUUUGGAAGUUUAUGAUGCAAUAUGCAUAUAUCCUGUGAAAGUAAAAUUCAUGCGGACCCCGCCAAAAAAGUAAAAUUCAUGUGAUAGAAAACACCUUUUUUUUAGUUAUAUAGUUUGUACGAAUGGGGGGACUUUAAGAAGCGACCCCAGUAUAGCAACUGUUAAUAUUUACAUUCCUAUAGCACUAUACUAAUUUAAAGCUUACAAUAAUCUGGAUAUCAGGAUAUGCAAGAUUCCUCAAUUUCUCUCCAUGUACAGAAUGAUCAAUAGUUGGAAAAUUACUAUUACCAACAAC
Molecule: messenger RNA, 3037 nt
Organism: Oryza brachyantha (malo sina)
Lineage: Eukaryota; Viridiplantae; Streptophyta; Magnoliopsida; Poales; Poaceae
Product: protein OPAQUE10-like
Exons: 9
Coding region: 1133-2701 (522 amino acids)
Biological process (GO): actin crosslink formation
Cellular component (GO): actin filament
Molecular function (GO): actin filament binding; cytoskeletal adaptor activity
Source: RefSeq, a predicted model, not a curated record